Molecule: messenger RNA, 3959 nt
Organism: Oryzias latipes (Japanese medaka)
Lineage: Eukaryota; Metazoa; Chordata; Actinopteri; Beloniformes; Adrianichthyidae
Gene: rab9b
Product: RAB9B, member RAS oncogene family
Biological process (GO): retrograde transport, endosome to Golgi; Rab protein signal transduction
Cellular component (GO): late endosome; phagocytic vesicle; lysosome
Molecular function (GO): GTP binding; GTPase activity
Source: RefSeq, a predicted model, not a curated record
AUGGAAGUACCUUACUCAACAAUUAAGUCAAUUUUGCUUCACGCAAAUGUGAAUUAGAUUUUUCCAACUAUUCUUAUUAUAGUUAUGCGAACCGAAAGGCUAGCUUAGCCAGCAGUGGAUUAGUGAUAAACUGUUAAGACUAGCCGACUAGCUUGCUAAAAGGCUAGAUGUUGUUUUCGCGCAGUCAAGCAGGUUGGAAAGUCAGCUGCGUGUUUCGGUUCCUUAAAAAUACAUACGUUCUGUGUUACACCUCGUGAACAGUUGUCACAUGGAGUUCAGGCAGAGUUUCUCACCCCUCCUCUUUCUUGCAUUGUUGACCCAAAAAGAAGAAGCUUGUGUUUACGGCAGCAGCCAUUCCCAACAAAACAGCUGUUGCCUUUUAUCUCUCCGAAGGGAAAGAUUGACGCGCGCGCUCUCUUCUCCCUUCAGCAGCGCCCCGUGAACCGACCGUCAUCACGUCCUCAUUCAAGGCUGCACGAGACCUUUGACAGGACGCAUCUCGGUCCUUCACCCCUGUCACGUCACUGGCUGACUAUUCAGAUUCAAAAUAGAAAAAUAGAAGGGGUGGUUGUUUACAUCUUUUUUAACAAGUCAUUGUUUCUCCACUGCCACGUGCAGGAUUUUGUUUUGUUCCAUCCAUACAGAUGCACUUUAUACUCAACAUACUUGCUGCUGAUUGAAAAAUGGACUUACCUGAUCCAGGUUAUUGGUACUAGUACCUGUUCCAGGUAAAAUUAGCCGGAAAUACAUGCAAGGCACUCAUGUAGCUACUAUUAAGAACCAAGAGUCUUGAGGGCCGGCGUCCUGCAGAUGCUUUUCAUAUAUUUGCACCUCACCUGCAGUUGAUCACUUGGAUCAGGUGUGUUUUGCCAAAACCAAAGCUCCGAGGGCAGAGUUAGUUGACUUCAAGAUCAGAAGUUCCACCACUUACAUCUUACAUCACUAUAGUUCAGUUAUUACUGUGAGUUACAUUAAGGUCAUUGCAGUAUCGUUUGUCUUGAAUGUGCACUGGCAAAAGUAGCAUUGAUAAAGGGGUAUAGAUCUUAUGUAUCAUAUAUAGACUAUAGAUGUCUUACGAUAUUUAUUCUAUAAUUAUAUCUCUUAAGACAUGGGCAAAAUUGUUAGGGAAAAUUGUCGUGUUAUUCUUUUACUCAGAUUUCUCAUUCAGGUUUAAAUAUAGUUAAAGCUGGAUAAGUUUGCUCCAAAAAGAACUGUUUGUUUAUGCUUAUGUGCAUGCACAGUUUUAUACAUUUAUUAUCUCAGAAAUUCUAUUUAAUUGUUUAAAAGUUGGUUUGUUGGAUCCAAAUUCUAAUUUUUAUCCCUGGUGUUCCAUCACAGAGACCUCUGAGCCCACACACUGUUACAACUAGAUAAAGGUUAGAUUGGACCCGGUCUGCCACCUGCUGCAGACGCCAGUGACUGACGAGGAGGCCUGGCGGGGUGGAAGGAGGCACCAUGAGCGGGAAGAACCUGCUUCUGAAAGUGAUCCUGCUGGGAGAUGGUGGAGUUGGAAAGUCCUCCUUGAUGAAUCGGUACGUGACCGAUCGCUUCGACUCGCAGUCCUUCCACACCAUCGGCGUGGAGUUCCUGAACCGAGACAUGGUGGUGGACGGGCGCCUGGUGACCCUUCAGAUCUGGGACACGGCCGGUCAGGAGCGCUUCAAGUCGCUGCGCACGCCCUUCUACCGCGGCGCUGACUGCUGCUUGCUCACGUUUGCGGUGAACGACUCGCGGAGCUUCCAGAACCUCAACUGCUGGAAGAGGGAGUUCAUAAAUUACUCAGACGUGAAGGACCCCGAGCGGUUCUCCUUUGUGGUGCUGGGGAAUAAAGUAGACGUGGAGCACAGGGAGGUGGGAGAAGUUGAGGCCCGGGCGUGGUGCGAGGAAAAUGGCAGCUAUCCUUACUUUGAGACCAGCGCUAAAGACGACACCAACGUCGCAGCUGCUUUCGAAGCAGCCGUCAGGGAAGUUCUUGCCACCGAGGACCAGAUGGACCAUGCACUUCUGAGCAGCACGAUCGAUCUCCACGGCAACCGUAAAACCUCUCGUUCAUCAUGUUGCUGAUAAGACAGGUGUGAAUUCUCAUUUGAAUCUCUGCGCUGAAGCUCCUUCGGGUUGAAUUUAAAGAGCCCGUUGGGGUUAUUGUUUGUGCUCCUGACGGUAACCGGGCAGAGCGCCACCUGUUGAUGAUGUGGAAGAGACACAGCUGUUGCGAGGAUGAGGGUUGGUCAAGAGUUUUUGGUGGUGGCGUUGCUUUCCUGUGGCGCCGCAGAAGAAUGCUUCGCCUCAAUGUUUGCCUAUGCCAGCCUGGAUCAAAUGAUGCAACUUUUUCAUUCAGCCCAUUGAUGGGAGCAAAAGAGCGGAGACUUGUGUGUCAGAGCUCAAAUUUACACAUUCUGAACCGUCCAUCCAGAAAACAUCCUUUAAUUCAUCGUUUGGGUAACUCCUCCCAACAACAACAAUUUUAUGGUCAUUUAGAGUCUGAAGAACGGAAAUAAUGGUGCACUAAAAAUAAAUUGACCUUCUUUGUUUCAAAUCGGAAGGGAAUACUUUAAUAUUCCAGGCCUGAUCAGGUCUUCAUGAGCACUCUUUCAUUUUAAUGUCUCUCUUGCUUCCACAUUAGGCUGUAGUGCUGCAUCAGGGAAUCAAUGUUUUUAGCUUCAGUACGAUAUGUUUAUGGUACAGUUUAUCCCACAAAGUUUCCUUUGGUACAGUUAGGUUUUUUUUCCAUUAAGGCACACACGUCCUUUCAAGUAUUCUUUUCUUCCAGGUUUUUCUGAUCAGGGACAGAUUAAAUAAAGCCUUUCUUUUUCUUCCCUGAUGUGUGCAGGAAGGUCUAAUUCUAAAUAGCAUCUUUCUAAUCUUCUUGUCUACCGUGUUGAAUGCAUAGUAGGCCUCAACAUUCCGCUCUCUUAGCUUGCCAGAGGGUCUCCUGUGCAUUACUGAUAAAUAGCAUAUGCCUUGUGCUGUCAGUGUGGUCAUUAUAGGUCUCAGCUGAACAUGAAAUGGCUUCAGCACAGUUAUUACUUCCAGUAUGUGGAUUGUACCUCACCUUUCCUUCCUAUUCGUGUUGUUUAGCCAAACCGAUCACGUAUUCCAACAGCUUAAUGUUUACUUCCGAUUUCUUUUUUCAUAACCUCAUGGUACUUUUAUGACUUUACUUCCCACAGGUACUUUUGUGUUACUGAAAGUUUUGCUUUUUUUAUGCUGAACUGUAAAAUUGUUUUGUUGUUUUUUUAACUCAUUAUUUUGUGUUUUUCACACAAACCAGUUUGGUGUUCCAUCAAUAGUUUUCAUGCUGUGAUUGCACAAAAGUGGCUCUAAAUCGUACCUUUCGUCAGCCGAUCAAUCAGCGGUUAGGCCAUAAGGUACCGUCACUGUGGAAAUCAACCAACAGGUACUGUUUAGAAUAAGCUGUUCAUUUGAAAGGUUUUUGGUCAAAAAAAUUCACAGUUCAAUUGUAGUCAUCACAAUUUCUUUGAGAACAAUUACUGUGAAAAUAAGUGGGGCAUUUUGAGGAAAUUUUUCUGUUAACCUUUCUUCAAUAAGACCUUCAUAAUUUAACAAUUAUUGGCGUUCAAAGCGGUUCAGAUUAACCCUGGCUUUGAUGGAUUACUGUACUUUGCUGUCUACCUGAAAUCUUACUGAGAUUGUAGCAUCAUGUAUUCAGUAUUUUGCUCUUUCAGUAUUUAAUAUGAAUGUAAACGCUUCUACAAGCAGCCUAUUUAAUGUUUUUUUUUUUUUUUUGUAAAUUUGUAAUAAUUUUAUUGUGGAAACAAAAACAACGGGCGUCUGUUUUAUUUUGUGCUCAAAUAUAAUUUAAGCUGUGUGAAAGUCAAACUGUUCAAUUUGAUUUGAACUAAUGGACAACUUUUUGUUUUCUUUGUUCACCACUGGAGGAUAAAGAUGACAUUCUACCAGUGCUUUGCUUCAAAUAAACAAAGGAUAAUUUAUCUACA